Balaenoptera musculus (blue whale) is the source of this 3008-nucleotide messenger RNA. RefSeq names its product SKI/DACH domain containing 1 (gene SKIDA1). The record is from RefSeq and is a predicted model, not a curated record. The transcript has a single exon. Lineage: Eukaryota; Metazoa; Chordata; Mammalia; Artiodactyla; Balaenopteridae. Bases 97 to 2853 code for a protein of 918 amino acids.
CACGCAGCAUCUGGUGGAGGAUUAACAUACAUACAUGUGUAUGUAUGCGUCACGUAUAUAUUUACUGCAAAUGGUGGGGAUCGUUUAGUGCCCGAGAUGGGAGACCUGAAGUCAGGUUUUGAAGAGGUGGAUGGCGUGAGGCUCGGCUACCUCAUCAUUAAAGGAAAGCAAAUGUUUGCCCUCUCCCAAGUCUUCACGGAUCUGCUGAAAAACAUCCCGAGGACGACCGUGCACAAGCGCAUGGAUCAUCUGAAAGUGAAAAAGCACCACUGCGAUCUGGAGGAGUUGCGGAAACUCAAGGCAAUCAACAGCAUCGCCUUCCACGCCGCCAAAUGCACUCUCAUCUCCCGGGAAGACGUGGAAGCGCUCUACACCUCCUGCAAAACCGAGCGCGUCCUCAAGACCAAGCGCAGGAGGGUCGGCCGGGCCCUGGCCACAAAGGCGCCGCCGCCAGAGCGCGCCGCCGCCGCCGCCGCCGCCGCCAGCCCCCGCCCGGGUUUUUGGAAGGACAAGCACCAACUUUGGCGGGGCCUGAGCGGAGCCGCGCGGCCCCUGCCAAUCAGCGCGCAGUCCCCGCGCCCGGGCGCCGCCGUCGUGCGCCCAGCCGCCCAUCUACCUCAGAUUUUUAGCAAAUACCCGGGCUCGCACUACCCGGAAAUCGUGCGCUCGCCUUGCAAACCCCCUCUAAACUAUGAAACUGCCCCGCUCCAGGGAAACUACGUCGCUUUCCACUCGGACCCUGCUUAUUUUCGGAGCCUGCUGUGCAGCAAGCACCCGGCUGCCGCCGCCGCCGCCGCAGCCGCCGCAGCCGCCGCGGCCGCCGCCGCCGCCGCCGCCGCCGCCUACUACCAGGCGUCGGCGGCCGGGCCCCAACCCAAGGCGGCGGCGAGCGCCGGAGGCCCCGUGAGCCUGACCUACCGGUGCAAGCGCAAGCGCGGGGGCGCCAAGGACUGCCUGCUGGAACCCCACGCCGGCGCCCGCCGCCUGCUUCUGCUGCCCAGGUCCUACAAAGCCAAGGCGGCGGCCGCGGCGGCGGCGGCGGCGGCGGCGGCGGCCGCCGGGGCCACUUGCCUGGAGAGGUUUCAUCUGGUUAACAGCUUCUGCCCGCCUCCCCACCACCACCAUCACCACCACCACCAUCACCACCACCACCAUCACCACCACCACCACAGGGCCCAGCAGCCGCAGCCGAAUCACCACCCCCCUCAUCACCACCGGCCGCAGCCCCAUCUGGGCAGCUUUCCCGAGAGUUGCAGCAGCGACUCCGAGUCCAGCUCCUACUCGGACCAUGCAGCCAACGACUCAGAUUUUGGCUCCAGUUUGUCUAGCUCCAGCAACUCUGUGUCCUCGGAGGAAGAGGAGGAGGAGGGAGAGGAGGAGGAGGAGGAGGAAGAGGAGGAGGACGAGGAGGAGGGGGGCAGUGGGGCCUCGGAUUCCAGUGAAGUCAGCUCGGAGGAGGAGGACUCGUCCACGGAGUCGGACUCCAGCUCCGGCUCUAGCCAAGUGUCAGUGCAGAGCAUCCGUUUCAGGCGCACCAGCUUCUGCAAGCCUCCCAGCGUGCAGGCGCAGGCCAACUUCUUGUACCAUCUGGCCUCCGCCGCCGCUGCAACCAAACCCGCUGCUUUCGAGGAUGCCGGCAGACUUCCCGACCUCAAGAGUAGUGUCAAAGCGGAGUCGCCCGAGGAGUGGAAUCUGCAGAGCUGGGCCCCCAAAGCGUCUCCGGUGUACUGCCCGGCCAGCCUGGGGAGUUGUUUCGCAGAGAUAAGGAACGAUAGGGUAUCUGAGAUUACAUUCCCACACUCUGAAAUUUCCAGUACUGUAAAGAGAACUGAGCUGACAAUUAACUGCCUGGCGGAGGGGGCCUCUUCACCUAGCCCAAAGACAAACAAUGCAUUUCCACAACAAAGAAUACUCCGAGAGGCUAGGAAAUGCCUACAAGCAACUCCUACUACAUACUGUGCAGAUAACAACACAAUUGCUGCUAGGUUCUUAAGUAAUGAUUCUUCAGGAGUGGCAGCAAAUUCAGAAAAAGAUUCCAAAAUCCCUCAUUGCACUGAAUUUGCUACGGAUUUGCCCUCUUCGCCAACUGAUCCCGAGGUGGAUGCAGCAGCAGCAGCAACUAAAGCCGAGAAUCCCUGCACUGACACAGGCGACAAGACAUUGCCAUUUCUGCACAAUAUUAAAAUCAAAGUAGAAGACAGUAGUGCUAAUGAAGAAUAUGAACCUGACCUUAUUACAAAUAAGCUAAAGUGCGAGUGCAAUGAUACAAAGGGUGAGUUUUACAGUGUGACUGAAAGUAAAGAGGAGGACGCCUUGUUAACCACAGCCAAGGAAGGUUUUGCAUGCCCUGAAAAAGAAACUCCUUCCUUAAAUCCACUGGCUCAGAGUCAGGGCCUUUCAUGCACUUUAGGUUCUCCAAAACCUGAGGAUGGGGAAUAUAAAUUUGGUGCCAGGGUGAGAAAAAAUUACCGGACACUAGUACUGGGAAAGCGACCUGUACUUCAGACACCUCCAGUCAAACCAAAUCUGAAAUCAGCUAGAAGUCCUCGUCCUACAGGUAAAACUGAGACACAUGAAGGAACACUGGAUGAUUUUACAGUUAUAAACAGACGCAAAAAGGUAGCCAGCAAUGUAGCAUCAGCAGUGAAAAGGCCAUUUAAUUUCAUGGCAAAUUUUCCUUGUCCACCAUCACUCAUUAUUGGGAAGGAUGGGGAUUUGUGGCCAGCAUAUUCCUUAAACACCACUAAGGAUUCCCAACCUCCUCACAAGGCCCAUCCUAUAUGGAAAUGGCAGCUGGGCGGUUCUGCAAUACCUCUUCCACCUAGUCACAAAUUCAGGAAAUUUAAUUCAUAAAAGCGUUUUGGAAGAUAUUUUCUUGAACCAUAUUCCCUUCCUUUUGUUGUAAACUGCACAGGAUGCUUUGUACAAGUCCAUUAAUGUGUUACACCCCUUUUGGAGUCCUGGUUUAUCGCAUUUUGAAGACAGAAAUCGGAUUACUUUUUUUUCCA